This is a messenger RNA of Rhincodon typus (whale shark), 2771 nucleotides long. Its product is annotated as regulator of G-protein signaling 8-like. Lineage: Eukaryota; Metazoa; Chordata; Chondrichthyes; Orectolobiformes; Rhincodontidae. The transcript has 5 exons. Bases 368 to 739 code for a protein of 123 amino acids. The record is from RefSeq and is a predicted model, not a curated record.
AUUCUGGAAAGCUGCAACAAUCUGGGAGUUCCAUUUGAUUGGACACCACGCCAGCUCACUCAUUUUGAGGAUGUAUAUUUAAACUGUGCAGGAAGUGGCUGUGAAGAGAAUAAGAGGGGCCUAGUAAAGGGGAGAGAGAUUCCAAGGGAGCAGCUGCAACACAAACAAGAACCUAACGAAAGACUUCAGGAGAGAAGAACAGUUUGGAGAUGUGCAAAGGAUUUGCCACUUUUCAAGCCUCAUGUUUGGAAGGGGCGAAAGAAGUUGGCACUCGACUGGGCUUCCUGCUGGUGAAAUCAGAAUUCACCAUAUCCAGGAGUGAGAGACAAGCCAGAAUCCUGGGAUCCCAUGCAGACAAAGCUCUUAAAUGGGGAGAAUCGCUGGACGAACUGCUGAAUCACAAACUGGCGUGGCUGCAUUCCACGCCUUCCUUCGCUCCGAGUUCAGCGAGGAAAACAUGGACUUCUGGCUCGCCUGUGAGGACUACAAGAACACAAAGACCAACUCCAAACUCAUGCUCAAAGCCCAGAAGAUUUAUGACGAGUUUGUCAAGAUUCAGGCCCCAAAGGAGCUGAACCUGGACUCGCUCAGUAGAGAGCUCGUCCUCAAGAACUUAACCAACCCGGACAUCUCCUGCUUCGACCCAGCACAGAAAAGGAUUCAUGGCCUCAUGGAGAAAGAUUCCUUCCCUUGUUUCCUGAAGUCCCAGUUCUAUCUUGGCCUGUUCAAGCAGUCUUAAGAAGGAGGAAGGCUCACGUCCGAGAGAGGAAGGAGAAUCAUAGAGAGUUCCAGAGACUGUCUCCUGGAUGAUCCAGUCUUUGGGCCUGGGAUUUUCAUUCGUCAGGCUUGGCCCUUAAGCCAGGUGACUGACUGAGAAGAGCCACCUCGUUCAAUGGGCAGUGUGGAAUUGGGGUUGAGCAUUGAUAAAUGGGAAAGAGGGUUUAAAAAUGCUGGUUUUUGCACUAGAAGCAAAGCAAAGAUCUGCCUUUACAUAGGCUGCAACAAUCAGGCUUCUGAGAACAGGACAUUAAGUCAGGCCACAGAGCAUGAGCAUUUAAAAGUCAUAUCCAUCAAAUAUACUCCAAGCUCCACAGUCUCCAUUAAUGCCUUAGGGUCCAUGACCCCAAAGUCUCAUGCUGCAACCUUACCAGGGGUCAUGACUGACAGUUUGGAUUCAUCUGAAUGAGUUUCCUUAUUCUAAAUGGGUCAAUAAAGGUCACCACUUUCUUCUCUCUCACUCAGUCUUCAACCUUUGCUCAGAGCAUAUAUGAUACUGGACUAAAGAAAAACUAUUUUUAAUAUAACGUAGACACCAGGAACUUCAGUUAAAGCAUUAAAGUUCUUUCUGCUGGCUUUCCCCAUCGUUGCUUUGUCCAUUUGAUUGUAUUUAAACUGGUAGUUUUGGCUCAGUAACCAGUUUAUGAUCCCAAGCCCCCUCCAGAGAUUUGAGCCUAAAUGCAGUGCUGAGGGAUUGCGGCCUUAUUGAAGGUGCUCUGUUGCAGAAAAUAUGUUAAGCCCUUCAGACCUUCAGAUGUAGGAGCAGAUGGAGACCAUUCAGCCCAUCAAGUCUGCUCCCCAUUCAAUGAGCUCACGGCUGAUCUGAUAAUCUUCAACUCUACUUUCCUGCCUUUUGCCCAUAACCGACAAUUGCCUAUCAGAUUUUAAAAUCUGUUAAACCUUCUCCACAUGCGUGAAUAAUAGGGGAGUUCUCCCUGGAGUCUUGGAUCAACAUACGAACCUCAAGCAAGGUCAUUAAAACUAACUCUGUUAUUUGUGGGAGCUUACUGUGUACGAUUUGACUGCCCUUAUUUCUUACAUUAACAAUGGCAACAGUUCAAAAGCUGUGAAAAGCUUUACAGCAUUUUACAAAUGUGAAAAAGGUCUCUGUCAUUGCAGGUUCCUUUCUUGUCGACACAUUCUAAUUGUAGCGAAGAAGAUACGUAUAAAGAGCUUGGUAACUUAUUGAAACAUUAUUGCAAGGAUAAAUACCUGUAAAUUGCCAACCAGACUCCGUCUGAGAACAGAUACCUAUGUAGAAGUUCUCUUUCCCAUUUUUAGGAUAUGGGCUUUGCUGCGAGGAUUUGUUGACCGUUCCUAAUUGACAUUGAACUGAGGGGCUUGCUAAGGCCAGUAAGAGGGCAAUUAAGAGUGAACAGUAAUGUCGGUCUGGAGUCACAUGUAGGCCAGACCAGGUAAGGAGGGCAGAUUUCCUCCCUAAAGGGCAUUAGUUAACCAGAUGAGUUUAUAAACAACAUGAAAGGACGAUGAUUUUCACCUCAAUGUAACUGGAACUAGCUUUAUAUUCCAGAGUUACUAAUUAAAUUUAAACUCCACUGAAGCAAAGGUGGCUUUGGAAUCCAUGUCCCCAGAGCAUUAGCCUGCCAUAUUGGACUACUAGCCCUGUGACAUUAUCAGUGUGAGACAAUGAUAGGAUACAAAGCUGUGCUCACAAUUUCCCUGAGUGAGUUUGAAUGUGUCGCCCUGCAAUCCAGCCAUAUCUCAGUUAAACUGCUUGGAAUAUGGUUUAAGUACAGCCCUGCUGACUCUCCACUACAUUUUGGGAAUGGACUGGCCAUUUCCUUCUCUUCAUCGUGGCUCAUCAAACAAAUAAAAAGACAGAAAGAUUUUUCAUUUUUCCUGUUUACAGUCACCAGAUGUUUCCAAGUGCCUUGCAGCCAGUGUUUUUGAAGUAUAAUCAAUGUUGUUGUUGUGUCACCAUAGUCUUUAGGAACCACAGCGACCAAUUGACUCACAGCAACCUCCCACAAAAG